AUGGUUGUUGUUCGUCAUCCAAGCCGAGUAUCUACAGCAAGUGUCAUGACACUUGCGGACACAUCGAGUGUGAUCUCACUCGACUCGGACUCGGAUAUCAGUCCUCCCCCUUCCCCCCCGCCUACGCCUCCUCCUCCUCCUCCUCCUGCCGCUCAUGGUACCCCAACCGUGGUACGAACCCGUACGAAAACCACAACAACCACCACGACACCCACACGCACCCGAACCACACGGACAUCCAAGGAGAGUGUGACAUGGUACAACGCCCACCCGCCCACACCCUCGACGCCCACAAAGGGAAUGCUGAACACCACAACCCCAACACCAUCGCCUGUCAAAACGCCCUCGCGCGCCCACAAGCACGAGCAGCAUGCAUCGCCUCGGCAAACGCCCUUCGUGAACAAGGGCAAGGCCAGUGUUGGGCGCAUCCCCCACCCCAAUGACCUCAAACCGCCCCCGCCUGGCCAUCCCGUCAAGAAGUACUAUAUAGUAUUUAGCGGGCAGGAGGUCGGCCUGUUCUACACAUGGGCGGAUGCCAAGGCCCGUUUGAAGAACGUUAAAGAUCCCUCCUGCGAGUCGUACAAGACGUUUGCUGAGGCCGUCUUUCAGUAUCGCACCCAUUGGGAGGACGGCCUUCUUGAGGCCUGUCCCCAGCCGGGUGGGCCGUUUUGGCCGCGUAGCCCAUCUCCGGUAGCCUCUGUGUCGUCGGCUGACCCUUAUUGGCUUGGUACCAAUGAUAUAACCCACCAGCUUAGGUUCCUUGCGAUGCAAGAUUCCGACGGCGCUGGUCCGAGCCGUCCCCAUUAG
Molecule: messenger RNA, 807 nt
Organism: Coniophora puteana RWD-64-598 SS2
Lineage: Eukaryota; Fungi; Basidiomycota; Agaricomycetes; Boletales; Coniophoraceae
Exons: 3
Coding region: 1-807 (268 amino acids)
Source: RefSeq, a predicted model, not a curated record